Plasmopara halstedii is the source of this 162-nucleotide messenger RNA. RefSeq names its product ubiquitin-60s ribosomal protein l40. Gene Ontology annotation, cellular component: nucleus; cytoplasm. The record is from RefSeq and is a predicted model, not a curated record. The transcript is spliced from 2 exons. Gene Ontology annotation, biological process: protein ubiquitination; modification-dependent protein catabolic process. Lineage: Eukaryota; Oomycota; Peronosporomycetes; Peronosporales; Peronosporaceae. Bases 1 to 162 code for a protein of 53 amino acids. Gene Ontology annotation, molecular function: ubiquitin protein ligase binding; protein tag activity.
AUGCAAAUUUUUGUCAAGACACUAACGGGAAAGACGAUCACAUUAGACGUCGAACCCUCGGACUCUAUUGACAAUCUGGAAGAUGGCCGCACUCUGAGUGACUACAAUAUCCAGAAAGAGUCGACAUUACACCUUGUGCUUCGUCUUCGUGGAGGAAAUUGA